AUCACGCGCGCGUAACACCGCACGAAAUCCAAACAAGAUGUCCGCGAAAUGGUCCACCGGGCUCUGCUCGUGCCUCAGCGAUUGCGAUACCUGCUGCCUGUCCAUUAACUCCCUCACGGGUCAGCAAGAUCGCAUCAUCCAGGGCAAAAGCUUCUGCAACGCCUGCUGCUGCCUGUGCGCGCCCAACAUUCUCGUCAACGGCUGCUGCAUCACCGGCCCCAACCGCACCGCGCUCAAGACCAAGCUCGGGAUCACCGAGUCGGACUGCCUCGGCGACAAGUGCUGCUCGUGCGUGUGCCUCCCGUGCGUGCUGAUGCAACACGCGCGCGAGCUGAAGUGCCGCGGGAUCUACACGAUGGAGCAGAUGAACGGCCAGCUCCCGGCGACGCUCGCGCCGUCAAACAUGACGAUGAUCCAGCACCGCUAAGCGAUCGCGAGGGGUCGCUCGGUCCGAUCGAGUGCAUUAAAUUAAGUUUUAUUCCUUGCGGUGGAUAUUUUCCUCGCGGCGGUCGGGAGCGUCGCGCGCGCCGUGCGCGUCGAUCGCGCGGACGGACGGAGGUCUUUUCUAAUCGUAGAAAAUGUGAGGGGACGGGAACGUCGUCGAGCUCGGCGGCGUCCGCGCUUGAAUUAACCUUGAAUUAACCUUGAACCAGCUGAGCCCA
This is a messenger RNA of Micromonas pusilla CCMP1545, 662 nucleotides long. RefSeq lists its product as uncharacterized. The transcript has 3 exons. The record is from RefSeq and is a predicted model, not a curated record. NCBI's taxonomy places the organism in Eukaryota, Viridiplantae, Chlorophyta, Mamiellophyceae, Mamiellales, Mamiellaceae. The coding region runs from base 38 to 427 and encodes 129 amino acids.